AUGCUACAAGCCAAAGAAAUUAUCAACACUUUAUGGCAACGACAUUCAAUCAAUUUAAUGGCAUUAAUAUUCAUGGCAACAGGAAUGUUAUUGAAUUCAUUGAUGCUUUCGUUGACACAUGAAAGAGUACCAAUACAAAUGAAACCAUUACCAGAUGUUGGAUUUGAUUUAUUACCACGAAUCGAUGAUUUAAUCGUAUUCUGUGAACUAUAUAUAACUAUACAGAAUCUUUCAUUUUUAAUUGUUUUAUUUUUCCAUUUGGAUCGUGAACGAAUAUUUCGUCGAUUUACAAUCAUCACUGGAUUAGCUUAUAUGGUACGAUCAUUAUUUUUCCCCAGUACAACAUUACCACCAAGUAUUUGUAAUUCUUGUUCACCAAAAUUUUCAUCCAACAUUACUAUUGGUGAAUUUUCAAUGGCAAUCAUCGAUCGUAUGGUUGAAUUUUCACAAACAUUUGGUUUUGUAACACAAAGAAAAAUUAGUCUUUGUGGUGAUCAAAUAUUUUCUGGCCAUACAAUCAUUAUCAUUAUGGUUCAUUUAUUUAUCGAUACCUAUUAUUAUCCAGUAGCUUUAAAUACUUAUUAUGGUGUUAAAUGUGGAUAUUUUUUGAUGAAAACAAUUCAUUGGUUAUUAAGUACUGUAGCCAUAACAAGUUUGAUCAUAUCACAUCAACAUUAUACAAUCGAUAUAAUUGCAAGUGUUUAUGUUUGUACACAAAUUUUUUGGACUUAUCAUUCAUUGUGUAUGGAAAAAGAAUUUUUUCAAAAAUUAAAAACUACUACUACUACUCGUCGUUCUCAUGUUAGCAGAUUCAAGAAUAUUAUUCUUGAUCAUACAUUUAAUGUCGAUUCUGACGUCAAUAAUGAUAAUAAUAAUUCAUCAAAAAAUUUCAUUAAAUAUUUCUGGUGGUGGCCAUUAUUUGUACAUUUUGAGAUUGAAAAUCAAUUACCAUCAUCAUUGAUGGAUGAUGAAUAAUCUUUUAAAAAAUAAUAUUGUUAAUUGUA
Dermatophagoides farinae (American house dust mite) is the source of this 1004-nucleotide messenger RNA. Its product is annotated as phosphatidylcholine:ceramide cholinephosphotransferase 1-like. Gene Ontology annotation, biological process: ceramide biosynthetic process; sphingomyelin biosynthetic process. The record is from RefSeq and is a predicted model, not a curated record. Gene Ontology annotation, cellular component: plasma membrane; endoplasmic reticulum membrane; Golgi membrane. Gene Ontology annotation, molecular function: sphingomyelin synthase activity; ceramide cholinephosphotransferase activity. NCBI's taxonomy places the organism in Eukaryota, Metazoa, Arthropoda, Arachnida, Sarcoptiformes, Pyroglyphidae.